Messenger RNA from Oppia nitens, 1931 nucleotides. Its product is annotated as solute carrier organic anion transporter family member 74D-like. NCBI's taxonomy places the organism in Eukaryota, Metazoa, Arthropoda, Arachnida, Sarcoptiformes, Oppiidae. The transcript has 9 exons. Gene Ontology annotation, cellular component: membrane. Gene Ontology annotation, molecular function: protein binding. Gene Ontology annotation, biological process: sodium-independent organic anion transport; transmembrane transport. The annotation marks the transcript as partial. The record is from RefSeq and is a predicted model, not a curated record.
AAAUGGCAAUCUAUUCAAGUGUUGAAUCAUUGCAUCCCCGCAAAUGUGGUUUGGGCUCAUGCAGUCCAAAGAGUAACCAACCAUUGGCCAAUGUUACAUCAUUUGUUGCAAGUAUAACACUAAUGGGUAUUAUCCAGGGUGCGCCAUAUAUGUAUAUGAGUGCAUCCCUGACCACUCUAGAGAGACGCUAUUCAUUUGGCAGUCUUUUAAUGGGAUUUAUACUAAUCGGCGACGAUAUCUCGGCCAUGAUAUUUGAGCCCAUUAUCGGCUAUUUGGCGAACCGCAUGCAUCGGCCACGUAUGUUAGCAUUGGCGCAAAUUUUGUCGGGCACCGGCUGUUUUUUGGCCUCUUCAUUAUAUUUCAUAUAUGGACCACCGGAGCACUUAAGUACUGCAAAUACUAGACAAGCAAAUAGUGUCAACCAUAGUAUGGUCACUGAAUUUUGUAAUAUCGAUGAUAAUAAAAAUAAUAAUAUAUCAGAGAAUGAAUGCCAAACAACAAACGCUAACCGUAUAAACGUUAUAAUACCGGUGCUCUUUCUAUUUGUAUCGACAUUCCUAUCGGGAUUGGGAUCAUCGGCCUAUUAUGUAGUGGGAAUGCCGUUCAUUGACGACAGUGUUAAGAAAAAAAGAUCUCCUUUUAUUAUGAGUAUAAUGGUUUGUUCCCGGAUUGUUGGUCCAGCAUUUGCAGCAUUUGUUUCAUCCAUUGUAUUGAGAUAUUAUGAAAAUCCAUUUGUUGACCCGGGUAUCACUGAUUUGCGCGAUCCUCGUUGGGUGGGCGCCUGGUGGUUAGGAUUUGCAAUAAUUGGUGUAUGCUUAUAUUUGUCAUGUUUACCUAUGCUAUUUUUUCCAUCCGACUUGAAAAUAUCAAAAAAUAAAGCAACAAAUGGCAACAAAUUAACAACAAAACCACAAGCAAAUCAAUCUCUUAAACAACGUCUGAAAAAGUUAUUUACAAAUCCAAUAUUCAUGUGCUAUACAUUUGGGUCGAUAUUUCAGAUGUUUGGUUGGGCCGGGUAUUGGAAUUUUAAGGGCAAAUACAUUGAAUCACAGUAUAGGAAGUCCGCUUCAACUGCUAAUCUAUUUACUGGUAUGAUAGGUUUGGUUCCCUCAGCAAUAGGUAUGUUAAUGGGCGGUGCAUUCAUAUCGUUUCUAAAACCCGGUCCCCGACUAUUGACAUCAUUUAUAACUAUUGUGGAACUGUUGAGUACAAUGGGUCUGUUUUCUGCACUAGCACUGGGAUGUCCGCCAUUGAACUUUGCCAAUCUACCUGACCAAACAAACAAUUUCAAUCUAGCAUGUAAUGCAAAUUGUACCUGUUCAAUGGACAAAUUUCAACCAAUAUGUGAUCCUAAUAGUCUAACUAACUAUAUGACCCCAUGUUUGGCCGGAUGUCCAAUGCAGACAUCAAUUAUGAUCAAUGGCAGUAAAAAUCAAUAUAUGGAUUGUAAUUGUGUUAGCGGUUUGGCAAAUGAGGGCUACUGUGAUAUAGAUUGUGGAAAUAAUUUUCGUACAUUUGUUAUAAUUAUAGGUAUCUGUAGUUUAAUCGGACAAUUGUCACGAGUGGGCAAUCUUUUCAUAGCAUUUCGUGUUGUCGACGAUUCAGAAAAGCAUUUUGCAUUUGGAGUAUUGGGUGCAUUAUAUGCUAUAUUUGCAUGGAUUCCGGGACCAUUGGUUUACGGUGCCAUUACUAACAGUGCGUGUAAGGUAUGGGAGAAAAAGUGCGGCCAAACCGGCAACUGUCUGGUCUACGAUACCGACAAAUUCAAAAACAGAUUGUUUGGUGUCUCACUUGUCUUUGUAAUGAUUGGCUCAAUGUUUGACGUGUUAGUCAUAUUCAUGUCUUCGCGUAUAAAAAAUAUAUACGAAGACAAUGAUAACGACGACGAAACAGACAAUAACGAGAAUAACAGUCAUAAUCAUAAUAAUGAU